AGUCGUAGAGUACACAACCACGGUUCACUGGGACUCAUUUGAGCUGCCACUUCACACGGUCAAGGUGUGGUUGUAGAGGAAGCUGGAUUUAGGAAGACUCCAGACAUGGGAGAGGAGAGGAUGGGGGACUGUUGGAGCUACACCAAGGAUCAGUUUGACAACUUGGAGAAGCAUACACAGUGGGGGAUCGAGUAUUUGGAGAAGUACACCAAAUUUGUCAAGGAGAGAUCAGAGAUUGAAACCAGCUAUGCAAAACAAAUUAGGAAUUUAUCAAAGAAGUAUCAACCUAAGAAGAACUCACGAGAAGAGGAAGAGAGCAAGUACACCUUCUGUCGAGCCUUCCUGACGACACUUAACGAGCUAAAUGACUACGCGGGUCAGCACGAGGUCAUAGCCGAGAACUUGACAUCUCAAAUCAUCAGCGAGCUCUCGCGCUACCUAGCGGAGCUCAAGGCCGAGAGAAAAGGGCAUUUCCAUGAUGGGCGUAAGGCACAGCAGCAUGUUGAGAGCUCAUGGAAACAGCUGGAAUCGAGUAAAAGAAGGUUUGAGAGGGACUGCAAAGAGGCAGACAGAGCGCAGCAAUACUUUGAGAAGAUGGAUGCUGACAUCAACGUGACUAAGGCUGACGUGGAAAAGCGAAGUUCCCACAAGGCACGACAGCAAGCUCAGAUGAGGCACCAGAUGGCGGCUGACAGUAAGAGCGAUUACUCCGCCUACCUGCAAAAGUUCAACCAGGAGCAGAAUGAACAUUACUUCACUGUUAUCCCCAACAUAUUUCAGAAACUUCAAGAAAUGGAGGAGAAAAGAAUCGAGAGGAUAGGAGUGUGCAUGAAGACGUUUGCAGACGUGGACCGCCAAGUGCUGCCAAUCGUGGGGAAAUGUUUAGACGGCAUGACGAAAGCAGCUGAGGCCAUCGAGCCCAAGACUGACUCGCAGCAGGUAGUGGAGUCGUAUAAGUCCGGGUUCGAGCCGCCCGGUGAUGUGGAGUUCGAGGACUACGGCCAGGCUAUGAAGAGGACGGCGUCUGACACCAGCCUGUCCAGAGAGACCAAGGAGAAGCCCGUCAGCAAGAGCAAGGGCAAACUGUGGCCUUUCAUUAAGAACAAGAACAAGCUUAUGUCCUUGUUAACGUCCCCCCACCAGCCCCCACCUGCCCCCCCAGCCACAUCCCCGCCCUCACCCUCUGCUGUUCCCAACGACUCCCAAUCUCCCAAGCAGCAAAAGGAGCCCCUCUCCCACCGCCUCAACGACUUCAUGGCCUCCAAACCCAAAAUGCACUGCCUCCGGAGCCUGAGGCGAGGGCUUUCUCUCAAGCUGAUCACACUCAAUUCCCACGUCCGGAAUCUCAUUGAGGGCUCUGGACCCGAGGACUUCAGCCACCUGCCACCAGAGCAGAGGAGGAAGAAGCUGCAGGGCAAGCUGGAUGACCUGAAUAAGGACAUUCAGAAAGAAAUGGACCAGAGGGAUGCUCUGACUAAAAUGAAAGAUGUGUACGUGAAGAACCCUCAGAUGGGAGACCCGGCCAGCGUCGACCCCCGGCUAUCAGAAAUAGGCCAGAACAUAGAGAAGCUCCAGUUUGAAGUUCAGAAGUUUGAGGGCUGGUUAGCAGAGGUGGAGGAACGGAUGCCAUCCAAGAGCGAUACACACCGGAGAAGUGGACUCUAUGAGACCCAGAACAGCACAACAGUGAGCAACAACUGUGCGCAGGACAGAGAGAGCCCAGAUGGCAGCUACACAGAGGAGCAGAACUCAGAGACUCAGGUGAAAGCCAACAUCAACCCCGUACCCAACACCAACCCCGUCCCCACGUCCACCACGCCGGAGUUCGACGACGAGUUUGACGACGAGGAGACCCUGCCCACCAUCGGCACCUGCAAAGCCUUGUACCCAUUCGAAGGUCAUAACGAAGGCACCAUCGCAGUGGCAGAGGGCGAGCUGUUGUACGUCAUAGAAGAAGAUAAAGGAGACGGCUGGACACGAGUGCGCAGGAACGAGGAGGAGGAGGGAUACGUCCCCACAUCCUACGUGGAGGUCUUUUUGGAAACAAAUGCCAAAGGCGAGUGGUAGAGGAAUACAGGAGGGAGAAUUAUCUGAGCUCUACGAUUCCUAAAAGUGUGAGAGGCUGGCUGAGGAAUGGCAGGGCAAGCAGCCUCGGAGAAAACACCCGACCAUGUUCCUCCCGCGCUCACAGAGUCAGAGAAAGAAAGUGAAAGAUGACCCCAAUCUAAAAGAGGAAGAUUCGCAACUCAAUUUGUCAAAAACAAACGGGAAAAAAAAAAAAAAAAACGUAUUGAGAGUGUUGCUCUUCGUGUGCAGAAACACUGUGAUUUCAAGACACAAUAAGAGAUAUCCAUCUAAAUUUAGUGCUCCUAACCUUCUCCAUUCUUAACACCCACACAGCAGUCACAACCACAGUAUUCAAUUUGCUUCUUUUGUUGUUGUCAGCAAAGCUUUUGCUUCUAAAUGGAACUAACUCAGCUUGCACCGCUCGAUUUCUGAAUGUGGCUGUUGGCUUCCUAUAUCUGAACGCGCCCCUUUUGCUUUCCUUACAUUAUUGCCCCCCCCCCCCCCCCCCCCCCCCUUGAAGACACUCUUGCACACACAUAAACAUUCUCACAUGGCAGAGGGUGUGGUCAGAGACGGGACAGGUACCAGCAGGAGUCAAAAAUUCCACCUAAAAACACCUUUCAUGCAGUGGUGUGUGUGUGUGAGAGAGACAUGAACUUCUCAGAAUCACCCUGGGCUCCUCUGCCUACAUCUGGAGCUUUAAGAAUCUCACCUGGUCACCACUCCCACUAAAAUCCAUUUUUGCAGGUUAAACCAUCUGGAAAUCAAGAAGUGAAGGUGCUAAUCAUCUGUCUGUAUGCUACAUGAUUCUGUUUUAUGUUGUGUGUUUGUUUCUUAUCUGGAUGCUUGUAUGUCUGUCUUCUUUGUAACGGCCCAUUUUCUCCAGCUGAGAGGAGAAGAGAUGAAUGAUGCAUUAUUCGCUAUCACUCAUCCUAUAAUUUCUUGUCUUGUUGUCACUGGUGUCUGUUCCUCUCUCUGACCUUCACCCCCACGGUCCUCCCCCUCCUUAGGCAGCUCAGGCUCUGCUUUAGCUCAGGGCGGGGGGGGGGAGCCUCCCAGCGUUGCGGUGUGCUGCAUGCUUGCCCUGUCUUCCUCCUCUGCCCCUCCUCUCUGCUAACAACACAGAGGAGGUGUUGUUGGGGGUGGUGUUUGGUCAGCUUCGUCCAGCCUUUCUGUUCAGUUAACCCUCAUUGCCUGGUCUCACUGUUUGGAUUAACCUGAAUGCUACCGUUUGGGUUCAGUGCCUGUGGUUCAUUUUUUUCAUUUUUUUUUGUUGUCUUAGAAAGCAUGUUUUCCUGUUUUUAACAGUGAGUGAGUGAUCUCCUCCUUCACAGUGUUCCCCAGUUAAAUCUGUAAACUGUAUGAAAAGGAGAAUAGGGACCGGAAAUGUUGUUUUCUGAAUGAUUUGUUUGCAUAGGUAGGUCUUGUGCGUUUGUUUAACUGUUAAAUACACAGUACAGUGUGUAUUUAAAAAAUGUUAGUAUUGUAUGUUUUUUCAUCAGAGUGUCUAAUGCAAGUAUUUGUUAGUUUACAGUUUAUCACCCUGUGGAAACACCUACACUCAUUUCAAGCAGCAACAGUUUGACAAAAAAUAAAUCUUUUCCAUCAUAUUCAUAUGGUAGCUAUUUUCCUCUGACAAGACUCUCAGGGUGGGAAGCUCAGAUGCUGUGGAAAUGUUGUAUACUGGCCGUGUGGUAGGUUUGCAAAAGGUUUAAAAAUAAGGGAUAAGAAAAAUCAUUUUCCAAUCCCAGCUGACUGAUUAAAAACCAUCUGAAAAUAUAAAAUAUCUAGUCAAAAUUUGGAAGGAUAUUGAGUAUUAUAACAAGUUAAAGCAACAUAUUUUACAAGUCAUUAGCUAGAUCACUAGCUUACAUUAGAAUUCAGCCACUCCCUAGCUAACAUAACUGUUUUUCCUAAGAAUUGGUUACAUGCUAACUUGUGACUACAGUUGUGACUUUGCAGUUAAAGCUCUUCCAAAAUGUUUUAGCUUGAACUAUGGCUCAAAUAAUGAAUGCUAAUGUUAGCUACUGUGUCUUAGCUUUUUGGUACCUAAUGAAUCAUCAGCUAUACAUUUCGAAAAUGUAACAUGAUGUGACAAAAGGGCUUUAAUUCCUGCCUGAUCGUUAUGCUAGCUAGCAAAUGGUAAUAUUUGCUAGGAAAAGAAUGAAUGCUUAUUACAGCCACUGUGACUUAGUGUUUGGUAUCUAAUUCAUCAGCUAGUGUUAGCAUUCAAGCACGUUUUAGCUAACAUUACACGUCAAGUUACUUGCUAAAAUUCCUGGCUGAAGGUAACGCUUUAGCUAAUGGUUAUGUUAGCUGCAGUUAUUCAGUUAGCAGAUGUGUUGUUUAGCUUGAAAUGUGGCCCUUAUAUUCAGCAUUUUCUGAUGUAAGUACAAGAUUGCAAUUUAACCACUUACCAUAUGAUAAUGUUACACAUUCUUAGGAAUGGUGUGAAUUCCCAGCCGAUAAUAAUGCUACCUAGCUAAACACAAUGUAAGAUAAGAAUUGGUGGAAAGCUGACAUUUGCUACUGAGGCUUUAGUUGUAGGUACCAAAUGACUCAUCAAAUAUGUUGUUUUAACUUUAAAAUGCCCUUACUUUUUUUUUUACUCUUUAUUUUCUCGAUUUCCUUAUUUUCAGCUGUUGAACAAUCAUUAAUCUAAUUUGCAUACCUGGACUAAAGCAGUACAACUUUACAAGCAAUGUAAACUUCCCGUCCCUGAGCAGGACAUCAAGGAAAAUGCUCUGUGAGUCUGGUGGAUGAAGAUAUGAUAUUACACCUGAUGUUUUUGGGAUUGUCCACUUUUAACUGUCUACUGCUACUGUAUAUGGAAAUAUACUGUGAUCCACAUUUUACCUGUGAGUUUGUGACUGAAAUAUGACCCUGAACCACCUUUAGUGGGCCUUAACUGGGUUCUCAAAGACAAGGAAUGAUGCUGGUGCAUGGACUAAGAUGUGAUUAUCUCAAAAUUUGGGGGCAAAUUUGAGUUUUUCUGAUCAAGAAACUGUCUGAAGAUAGAAAUGAUGUCCACUGAUCCCCUUUACCUGCUCAAUGGCACAUAACGAACGUGAUUUUUAACAACUUUGUUUUAUAUUUGAUGAUGAUAAGUUGGCUUUCGGCUUUCUUUGCUUUUUAUUUCUUUGGGUUUUUUUUAAAGCUGGAAAUCUGUGUUGUAGCUUAUUCUGCUUGAACUGCAAAUAUGAGUAACCAUGACAUCUUUUGGAUGAAGCCAUUUUUAAAUAUUCAUCUGUUGCAACAUAGUAUGAACAUUAGUGUUACAUGAACGUAUUGACCACUUGGACUCUUGGUGAAAGGAAUGAUCAAACCACUGUUGAUUUACGCUCACACGUUCUGUUUGAUUUUCACCACCCAUCGCUCAAUAUGAAAAGAUAUCAAACAAAAUGCUUUCUUUGGUUUUCUAUAAACAUAAACAUGAUGAGGCACAGACCACAACUCUAAAGGCAGCAGUAGACUUGAUAAUAGAACUGACUUGCCAGUUUUUCGAGACCACCACAAAUCUCUUCGUCAAAGCCCCGAUUAACCUGCCUGUACAGAGGAAAACGGCACGUUGGAAUUAGAAAGAGUAUAUAUGAAUAUAUAAAUAAAGUCUAAAAAGGAAAAACAUCUAUUUUAACUAUUGAGAGUCUUACCAUUACUUUAUCUGCUUUGCAAAGUAAGACUUUUUUCCUUUGUAAAGGUCUACCAAAUGGUGUGUUUUUGCACUUUCUGUUUGUGUUCCAUUUGGUAGCCCAUGCUUGUGUUUCUGGAGCACUGAAUACUUUGUAUUGUGUUUACUGUGCCAAUUAAAUAUGCCUGAAAGUUAA
Molecule: messenger RNA, 5891 nt
Organism: Labrus mixtus (cuckoo wrasse)
Lineage: Eukaryota; Metazoa; Chordata; Actinopteri; Labriformes; Labridae
Gene: fnbp1b
Product: formin-binding protein 1
Exons: 20
Coding region: 106-2067 (653 amino acids)
Biological process (GO): signal transduction; endocytosis
Molecular function (GO): protein binding
Source: RefSeq, a predicted model, not a curated record